AUGGACAUCCUGAUCGCGCAGAUCCAGGCGGAUCUGCGGUCCAAUGAUGCCCUCCGGCAGUCCGGUGCGCUGCUCCAGGCCCUGCAGCAGUCCGCCGCCGGCCGUGACGUCUCCGCAGUGGCCAAGUCCACCUGCGAGGAGAUCAUCGCUUCCCCUUCUUCGGCUGUCUGCAAGAAGCUCGCCUUCGACCUACUACGGACCACUCGGCUCACACCGGACCUCUGGGACAUCGUCUGUUCUGGCAUUCGCACCGAUCUCGACUUCCCUGACCCCGACGUCGCCGCGGCCGCUGUAUCGAUCCUCUCCGCCGUUCCUACCGACCGCCUCUCCCGCCUCAUCUCGGACUGCAGCAAGGAGAUAACGGCUUGCUUCGACUCCCCCAGCGACAAUCUUCGCUUCUCCAUCACAGAGACAAUGGGAUGCAUCCUUGCCCGAGACGAUCUUGUCCUCCUCUGCGAGACCAGCGUCUCCCUCCUCGACCGGGUCUCCAACUGGUGGACGCGGAUUGGCAAUAACAUGCUUGACCGCUCAGAUGCUGUCUCCAACGUAGCAUUCGAAUCGAUUGGACGCUUGUUCCAGGAAUUUGAAACUAAGAGGAUGAGCCGGCUUGCAGGAGACAAGCUUAUUGAUAGUGAAAACUCCCUCUCUAUUCGAUCGACCUGGGUCGUCUCAGCCGUUGAUUUGGCGUGGAAGUUACGAAAUGCGCUGAUGGCGAGGUCAAUGAUUCUCCCAGUCGAGAGGUUUAAGUCUACAGUUUUCCCUCUAGUGUAUGCUGCAAAGUCUGUGGCAUCUGGUGGUGUCGAGAUCCUCCGGAAGCUGUCAAAGAAUGGUGGGAACCCUCCAUUGGAUGACAAGGGGAGUGCUGAGAAGCUUGUAGGAGUAUCGGAUGUCGUAUCUCACCUCUUGCCAUUUUUGAGUUCAUUGGACCCGCCGCUGAUCUUUGAGGUGGGAAUUAACAUGCUCUCUUUGGCUGAUGUUCCUGGGGGGAAGCCAGAGUGGGCUUCAGCAUCUAUUAUUGCGAUUCUUACACUAUGGGACCGACAGGAAUUUUUUUCCGCCCGAGAAAGCAUUGUCAGAGCUGUCGUUGCUAACCUUCAUCUACUAGAUCUCAAUAUGCAGGUACUAAUCUGUGUACUGUAUUUCGUUAUUCACGUGAUUUCACAAUGCUGUGCUGGUGUAAAUAAAUUAUGUAGUGCGUAAUGUAUGUACAAUCUUAUCAUGUUUUCGUCGAUCAAAAAGUCCAAUUUAAAGGCUAGAGAUGGGACAAGUUUCAAUUCUUCUGUGAUUUAUAUUCUGCCACAUCCAUCGCGAUAAUGGAAUCUAGACACUUCUAGAAUUGAACUCCGGCCAAUUCUUGGUAUCCAAGCUGUUCUUUCAUAAUGAAGAUGGUGUCUUUUACGUUUAGAAGUUACAUGAGGCAAGAUAUGUAGACAAUAUGCUAUUUCCGUCGAACAUCUUUGGUUCCCGUCCUCAAGAUUAUGCUAGUACUAUGUGAUGUUCUUCUUGCCUGUUGAGCAUUUUGGAAUAUUUGGAUAUCAGAUCAAGAGAGUGAUUUGACGAAAUACUUAAAAUACGGCAUUGUGAAUGUAUUUGGUCAGGUCCAUGUAUGUCCAGAAUUGGAGGGAUUAGAAAUAAUUUAUUUACUACUAGAGAACCAUUCUUCUCCUGAACUGUGGUCAGGUUCACAUAAUUUCGUUUAAUUUCAUUUCGUCUUGGUUUUAAUCUGUUGAGUUCAAUCCAUGACAUUAAAUGAUAAAUGUUCUUCGUAAUCUUUUUGGCAAAAAGUGAAAAAGGAAGACUAUGUUAUAUGGUUUCUUAAUGCAGAAAAAGUCAAUGCCAUGUUGACAAGUCCAUACUUAGACGGUUGUAGAUCCUUGAUUAAAUGUUAUCCAUGAAUGUUGUGCUUGGUUUGCCUUCCAUCUUCUAAUGUGGUUGCUACGGUACUCACUUUGGGGCAGAGGUGUCUUUGAACUGUCUUGCAGUUGAGUAGGGAGCAUGUCAUGUCUGCAGUAGCCUUCCCAAAUUUUAACAUUACCUAAUGAGAGUUGAGGUUUUUCUUGGCAUCAAGAACAAUAUGGACUUAUACGCACGUAUAUUGUUGGAAGUAUCCGGGGAGAGAAAUUUGCAGAAGCCUUCAAAGUAUAGCAGAUACCAAAAAUCCUUUUUGAAACCUAAGGAUUCAGGUUCUAAAUCAAUUUUAGUGUGCUUACUUAUCCUCGGACCAAUAGAUAUUGGGUGGCCUCAUCUUGUCUGAUAGUUCUAAAUCAAUAGAUACGGUACUCACCUCGGACCAAUAGAUGAAGGUUUAAAAUCAAAGAAGAGAAAAACCUCCGAGAAAAACGAGAAGGAGAAUGGUGAAGAGAGGGGCUGCUUUUCUUCCCACUCCAUUCGUUCUUUCCUUCUAGAAUUUUUUAACAAUUGAACUACUUUUGUGCUCUAGGCUUUUUUUUGGUGCUUCAAAUGUUCCUAUUAUUUGUAUGAUGGAAUGUUUUCGGUCAAAAUGCUGUUCAAAUUUUGUCAUUUCUUUUUUUCUUCUUAGUUCCAAUGAAAAACUUGGUCGUUAUUUAUCUUCAACCUUCAUAUUUCUCGUUUUUCUUUUCAAUUAGUUCUUCAGUGCAGAGUUUAUUUUUGAACUGAUCUUUGUUAUCACUAGUUGUAGGAGUUGUAAAUGGUAAAUUCCCUGCUUUAUUGUUCUCUGUUAUUCGUUAUGCUUGUGGUAAACUGCGUAAAAUUUUCUCACUUCUUGCAGGUUUCAUUGUUCAAGAGACUGCUUCUCAUGGUUAGAAAUCUGAGGGCAGAAUCAGAUCGUAUGCAUGCUUUGGCAUGUAUCUGUCGAACAGCUCUCUGUGUUGACCUUUUUGCAAAGGAAAGUGUACGUAGAGGGCAGAAACCUCUUCCUGGUACUGAUAUUGCUUCACUUUUUGAGGACAUAUGGAUAAAAGAUGAUCUGAACAACGUGAUUAGCAAAAGCUUGUUUAGAGAGGAACUAGUUGCUUCUUUGGUGGAGAGCUGCUUUCAGUUAUCUCUUCGAUUAUCUGAGCAGAAGGCUUCUGGUACUGAGAGCAGAGUCAUCGGAGCUUUAGCUUAUGGAACAGGCUAUGGCGCAUUAAAUUGGACAGAGCCAGCCUUAGAAGUGGUUGAAGUGUGUAAACCUUGUGUUAAAUGGGAUUGUCAUGGUCGUACUUAUGCCAUCGAUUGUUACCUAAAGUUGCUUGUUAGGCUAUGCCAUAUAUAUGACACCAGAGGGGGUGUUAAGAGGGUCAAAGAUGGGGCAUCUCCGGAUCAAAUCCUAAAUGAAACAAGGUUGAAAAAUUUGCAAUUGCAGCUUAUCAGAGAUCUCCAUGAGGUUAGUUUAGCAUCUGAUAUUUAUUUUCUUAGAAACUGCCCCCGUCUAAGAUAUAUAUUUGCAUCUUGUCUCAAAACAGUUGAAUGACCUCAAUUUUUUUUAAAUCCCUUCUUUUUAGAGUUCUAGUUGAAAAUCUUUGGUAAUGCUUAUCCCUGGGACCAGGUGUAUUUGCAUCGUUUCUACCUUUCUAUCAACUUUUUUUGGUUGCUUUAAAAUGUUUCCAGUAUAACAGUGAACAUUAUUUUUAAGUCAAACUGUUCUGACGUUAUUGAUGUUAAUUCCCAGUCAUUUCAUCAUGAUAAAGAAUUCUGAUUUGUGCUGAAUCGAAAUCAGAUUCAUAUUCUUGUAGGUAUUUCUAUGAAUGAACAAUGCAGGUAGCUUAAAUAGUCAUCUGAGAUAGCAGGAUCUGAGAGAUCAGAGAAGCGUGAAUCCACAAGUAAAUGAAGAGAAAAAAAAACAACUGUGGGCAACAGUGUCCCCUUCUCGUAUUCCCUCUUUUUAAGAUAAGCAGAGUUAUUUCUGGAUUUCCUGGAGAAUAUAAACUGGUAACAACAAUCCAGCGAAAGGAAAGGAUUCCUAACAAAAAAAGCACGAACAAUCUUUGGUAAAAUAAUGGAUCUCUAGGAGAGAAUGCAGUUCUACGAUUUGGGCUAUCAAGGUUUUUCUUUUGAGCCUUCUGGGUUUCCAUAUUGUGCCUUCCUUCUUUGAUGCUGUUUUGUUCUACAUCAAAUAUAACCAAGAAUUUAAAGGUGUACGCUGAUAAGAAAUUAAUAAAAUAUUGGAAAAAAGCUCCUUUCAGCUACAAGGCAUAGACGCUAUUAUCUUUUUUAAUAUCUAAGAUCCACAAAAAGGCUGCAUUUAGUUAGUUCUCUCUGGAUUUUGUGAGAAUAGAAGGCUUAAAGCAGUUGGGAAAAUAUAGUACAAUUUGGCACGGAAACAAUACCCAGUGCUGAAACUGAAUUAAAACUAACGUACUCUUUGUUUCAUGGGAUCUAUUUAAGGAUUGCAAGAACAUAGUUUUCAGUUUGGUUUUUUUUUUUGGAGAGAGUGAAGAACCGGUACUUAACUGGGCACAUUAAUAACGGUAACAUCUAAGCCUUUUAAGUUGUACAACCUUAAAUGUUGCACGUUUCAAAUCAUCAACAUCUUAUGCAGAUUUGUGAUGCUAAUAUCUUCUCAUGGUUGUUGGGACAUCGGUUUUCUACAACCGCAUUGGUCAAAUGAUUAAUUUUUUUCAAAAAGAUAAGAAUAAACUUGCUUUCUUGUUUUGAACUCUCAUUUACUUUUUCUUUUUUGUAUUGCCAUUUGGUAAUCUCGCAUGUUUGUCUGCUUUCUGUUCCCUCUUAUUUUUAGUUAUGAUUGACAGUUGUUUUCUUUUCGAUCUUAUGACAUAACCUGUUUUUUUACCUGCUUUCCUCUUCCUAUUCCAUUACCUGUACAUCAUUCUUGCAUGGACAGGUGCAUACGCCAAGAAUAUGUGCACGCCUCAUUUGGGCUAUUGCGGAGCAUUUUGAUUUGGAAGGUCUAGAUCCACUUCUUGCUGAUGAUCCACAGGAUCCAUUAAACAUCAUUAUAUCAAAUAUACACGCUGUGUUAUUCGACAAUGAUUCGUCCACAAAUAUAUCAAAUAGACUCCAGGAUGUGCAAGCUGCUCUCCUGUGUGCACAGCAUCUCGGAUCAAGACAUGCCAGAGCAGGGCAGCUGUUGACUAAAGAACUUGAAGAUUUUCGAAAUAGUACAUCUGCUGAUUCGGUGAACAAGCAUCAAUGUCGCUACAUCUUGCAGAAAAUAAAAUAUGCUACGAGUCAUCCAGAGAGUAGGUAUGUUUACUAUUACAGUAUCGUAGUAAUUACUGUUACCGGUACCUUGUGAGGCCUUUAUAACUUCUGCUCAUUGCUGUUCUAGCCUCGUGAUAAUUAGUCAUGACGUAAACUCAAACCAAUGCAGACAGAUGUUCUUGUCAGGUCAUUUGAAAAAUCUAGCUCUGAAGUAUCAAUAAGUGAGCUGUGCAUUACUGUGUUUACAACGUUACGAAAAUCGAUGUUUAUAGUGUAAUAAAAUAAUGGCAUGAUGUUUGUGACAAAUCUUUUUUUUAGUAACAGCAUUUUAAAAAUUGUGUCUAAUCAAGUGACAUUAUCAGGUGGGGAGGUGUGGGUGAAGCUAGAGGCGAUUAUCCAUUCAGCCACCACAAGUUCACUGUUCAAUUUUCCGAAACAUCAGCAGCUCAGGACAGAAAGUUGGAAGGGCUGGUUCAUAAGGCUAUUCAAGAGCUCUGGAGGCCUGAUCCAAGCGAACUAACUCUUCUGCUUACAAAAGGGAUCGAAGCCACUUCUCUUAAAGUGCCUCCAACUGCAUAUACGCUGACUGGUAGUAGUGAUCCAUGCUAUGUGGAAGCCUAUCAUUUGGCAGACAAAAUCGAUGGAAGGAUCACCUUGCAUCUGAAGGUAUUUUGUAAUCUUUUUCUGGUAGUUUGCCACCUUUCAACGAAUUUAUUGCCAUGACUUACAUUUUCGCAUUUGUCUUGGUGCAUCAAUUCGAUGUACUGCUCAUGAUUUGGGGGGAAUUCUUGUUAGGAUCUUCUCACAACAGUUCAAUAAUUUGCCCAGCUUAUGCAAAUGGGACCUUUGAAUUUGCCAUCUCUUUGAUCUUCACUCUUAUUUCUUGCACUAAUCUUUCGUUUUAUUGUUUCAUGCAGUAUCUGGUAUGUCACAUUUAUGUUGAGAAUUACCAUGGUUUUUCUUGCAUUGCUUUGCUUGGUUUGGACAAGGUCAUCGAUGCAUUGUUUUCCUGGACUUUGUGCAUCUGUUCUUUUGAUGGUGGAACUUCAUUGCAGGUCUUAAAUUUGACCGACCUUGAACUCAAUAGGGUCGAUAUCCGUGUUGGGCUGUCCGGUGCUUUGCACUUCAUGGAUGGUUCUCCGCAGGCAGUGCGGCAGCUACGCAAUCUUGUUUCACAGGUUGUUUUUCUCACGCUCAACCUCUUUAUUUUUUCUUGCUGAGUUAGAUGGACAAAGGUCUACCCUCAAAUGUUCCUUUCUUUUCAUGCUAUUUAUUUAUGUUUCAUCUAGCUCGUUGACUUCCUUGACAAUCCCCGGCAUGUGGUCAGUAUACUAUGAUGCUUGUAGCGUGCUACAACUACCAGGAAGAGACGCGCGCUGAAAAUGCGUCAAUGACGGGCAUGCAGAUUAAAGAGUAAAUAAAUCACCGCGCGCAUAAUAGGAAUAUGUGUUCUCUGACUUUUGAGCACCACUCAUUGACUAUUUAGUGCCUGUUCAGGGAGAUGGGAUGUUCCACUGGUUUGUCAUCACUGCCCAUGGCAUGCUGUGCCUUUGCUUCUUCUGAAUUCAUUCGCGUUGAAUCCCACAAGGAAACCGGAUAGUUUAUAUCGUCGUGCAAAAGAAAUGGAUAUGUGGGUCAUUUCAGGAAAGAUCUUACUGAUAUCAAUGUGUAUUGUAACUGAGAGAAAAAUCGGAGGUCAUAUUAUUAACGUCAGUUUCCAAUUUAUCUUUAGGGUUCCUUCCUCUGCAUCUUCCUGCUAUUUUGGUGUAAAAUAACGACCAGUGUUUCCUGAUUAUAGGACCCAGUGCUCUGCAGCGUGACGGUGGGCGUCUCUCAUUUUGAGAGAUGCGCCCUCUGGGUUCAAGUGCUGUACUACCCCUUCUGCGGGAGUGGCGGCGCCGCCGGAGAGUAUGAAGGAGACUACGCCGAAGAGGACGUGCAAAUCACCAGACAGAAGCGAGGCCUCAAGUCUGAGAUGGGAGAACCAGUCAUACUCAGAUGCCAGCCUUACAAGAUCCCCCUCACCGAGCUCCUCUCACCUCACCGAUGCUCGCCCGUCGAGUUCUUCCGCCUGUGGCCGAGCUUGCCCGCCAUCCUCGAGUUCACCGGCGCGUACACUUACGAAGGCAGCGGCUUCAGCGCCACCGCCGCCCAACAGAGCGGCGCCUCCCCUUUCCUCAGCGGCCUCAAAUCUCUGUCCUCCAAGCCCUUCCACCAAGUCUGCUCCCAUAUUCUCCGGACAGUCGCCGGCUUUCAGGUAAACAAAGCCUCCCCAGUUUUUUUCUUCUCAAAUUACUCCGUUGACUCACCACUUUUAGUAAUCCGAUCUUCUGCCGGCAGCUGUGCUUCGCCGCAAAGACCUGGUACGGUGGAUUCCUCGCCAUGAUGAUCUUCGGGGCCAGCGAAGUGAGCAGGAACGUUGACCUGGGCGACGAGACCACCACGAUGAUGUGCAAGUUCGUCGUGCGGGCCUCCGAUGCGUCGGUCAUCAAGGAGGUGGGCUCUGACUUGCAGGGAUGGCUGGACGACAUCACAGACGGCGGCGUGGAGUACCUCUCCGAGGAUGAGGUUAAAGCGGGGGCUGCCGAGCGGCUGAAGAUCUCGAUGGAGAGGAUCGCUCUGCUCAGAGCUGCCCAGCCCCCGCCCGAGUUGCAGAAGCCUAAGGAGGAAGAGGAAGAGGAUGAUGAACAGGAAGGGGAGGGGGCAGUAGAUGGGGACGGGAAGCCGAAGAAGGGGCCUUCGACCCUGUCGAAGGUGACGGCGGAGGAGGCUGAGCACCGGGCGCUGCAGGCGGCGGUGCUGCAGGAGUGGCACUUGCUUCGCAAGGAGGGAGCCAUCAAAGUCAACUGA
Spirodela intermedia is the source of this 7974-nucleotide messenger RNA. The record is from the annotation of a GenBank genome assembly. NCBI's taxonomy places the organism in Eukaryota, Viridiplantae, Streptophyta, Magnoliopsida, Alismatales, Araceae.